Porites evermanni is the source of this 5121-nucleotide messenger RNA. NCBI's taxonomy places the organism in Eukaryota, Metazoa, Cnidaria, Anthozoa, Scleractinia, Poritidae. The record is from the annotation of a GenBank genome assembly.
AUGUUAGUUAUGUUCGGGUUCUUCAGAUUGGCUCUUGGAAUCCUCAUAACUGGCCUUUGCUGCAGAGAUGUAUUAGCAGGUAACCAAUCUAAAAAUGUUGGUCCGUACGUGACUCAUUUCGCUUAAAACGUCCAUGCAAAGUUUGCACUUUCUACACCCAAUGAUUUUCGUCACUGACUUCUAGUAUUCAUUCCAAAAGAACUUUGCCCUUUUAUUUCUAUAAUCCUAAUCGGUUAAACGGUUUUAUACAAAAAAUUUUAUGUAGUUCUCCAUUUAUUAUUUUCAUAUUUUUCCCUUAAUUAUGAAGGAAUAUUGUCAUGAAUAGCUUAGCCAGAGGUCGUUUCUUCAAAACUGUCUUCGCUACGGAGCUCACCUCUCAAAUGAAAAGCCUGCUCGCAGCCCUGAGCCUCCAUAACGUUUGUUAUGUUUGCUUACAGACCAAAAAAAAAAAACUCUGAUAGCCGCCUCAUUUUAAUAAUUAGCUAACGCUGCAAGUCUCUCCGUACAUGCACUUUUUAUAGGCGGGCGCAUAAUCUUACGCUGUUUAAGGUGUUUCGAUACAGUUUUUCGAAGACCAUGCAAAGGUUUUUCAAUCGCCUUAAAAGUAAUUUUAUCCUCACUUGUCCGAUCGCUAUGAAAUUAUCACCACUCACUGAUUUUGGAUUGAAGUUUCUUAAAUUUAGUUUUAUAAAUAAAAUCGGCAUCACUAUGACAAAAACAAACAAUUAAAAUGUUGAAAUCGGUAAAAGCCUAAUUUUGCGCGAUCUAGACCAGUCCUGCUACUGAAAAUCCCACAUCUGGAACUUAAAGUGUGCUGUUUAGCAAACACCCUCCGUGAGAAGUAAAAAAAUCUGUAUUUUUGAAUUGAAAUAAAACGUAAAUAUAAUUCAAACCUUAUAUUUUCAAUAGCCGUUAUAAAUUAUGUAGUAAAAAAGUUCUGAAUUACUCAAACUAAUCUUAAAUAGCGUCAGAAUUUAAUGUCAUAUUUCAAUGCUAGGAAAUUUUGGUGUAUUUUCCAGAUUUUCUUUUGCGGAUUAGAAAACUAAGUCUUUUUUUUCACCACCUGUCUAAGUGCAACUUUAUUGUUCUAAGUUUUGACUUUUAUUGCUUUUCAAUAUAUUGAACGGCUCGACAGAAUUCUUUUUAAACCUUAUCACCAAAUCUUCACCAUGUAUAUAAUAAUGUUUGAAACUUUCAUGAGGAUUCAUUGAUUCAGUGCACCACCUUUAAAUUUCAAGACGAACCUAACCUACAAACCGGUCAAAAAUCCGCGUUACAACAUUCACUGUUUUGACGUUAUGCUAAUGUUUCCAAAUUAAUGCCCACCGUACAUACCUCCAUGAUUAGUACAUUUCAGUGAGGGAACUUUAGGGAGUUAAAAUCCAAAAAUGUUUCCGGAAAAGCAUGCCCCCUAAUGGCGCUCGUUUAGGAAAUUGGUCAGUCAACCUAGUUCCGCGCGCCUGCAUCCAAUGAUCUUUUUUUUUAUUAAACACACUUUGUGAUGCUGUUUUUGUUUUGUCAGCUUUAGUAACUGGCUUAAAGAAUUCUGUCAUUGUGGGAAAUAAUUCUGAGUACUUGUCUAACUUGACAAACUGGAUCAGAAGAAGUGAAAAUGAUUGGAAACUCUGCUGGAGAAAAUCACGUGAUGGCUGGGAUAAGAAUCAAUUCCAUUCCCUAUGUGACGAAAAAGGACCAACAAUUACUAUUGUAAAGGUUAACAACUAUAUCUUUGGAGGCUACACCAGUUUAUCAUGGAGUGAGUCUUCUAGUCUUUUUUUGCGUGUUUAAAAGUGUCUUGAUUGUCACAUAUACAGAUCUAGAACUGAACAUUUUUAAUUGUAUAUGACUAUUUAUCUGACGUUUCUUUUUUCUUUAUCCUAAACUAAAAUAUCAUUUGUUCAAACUGACACAUGCAUUUUUAUAGGCUUUGGCCUUGGUCCAAGUUGAACGAUCCAAAAUAGAAGUUUAAUUGAAUAGGCGUUCGAAACCAUUCUCGAAUGUUGGAUCCUUGGCCAACGAAUUAGGUUUAUCGCGUUAUUGUAAAAAGCCAUAAUCAAAGAUUUUCGAAAACGCUGACGGCAUAUAGCUGCCGAUUAUCAUACAUGACCUGGCUCCAUGCAUUACAAAACAACAAGGCGGUGAUUAAAAACAUACUUCCAAGGAUAGGCGCGGCUGUGAACGAACAUUUAUCACCAGACAUGCGCUUUCGAUGGUUGCCUCGAGUAGACGCUUAAAAUGAAUGAGUUUGAUGAGUUUAUAUUAACAGGAAAACGCCGAAGGUUUUGGGAAACGCGUUAGUGAAGAACAUGCUGGCCUUACAGAGACGAUUUGUUGAAUUCUUUCUAUUCUUUAUUUAGAGUCUGGUUGCCGCUAUCAGUACGAUCCACAAGCCUUUCUGUUCUCGCUGGUAAACAUGCAAGGAUUGGCACCUGUAAAGUUCGAUCAAACUGGAAAGUACAGCUUUCACAAAUCGUAUUCCACGUACAGUUGUGACAAUCUUGGUCCUAUUUUUGGAAGAAAAGAUCGUCAUGACUUGAAACUGGACGACGUUCGAUACAGUUCUUAUUCAGAUCUCGGCUACACGUACAGUCCGCCGAGCGGCCACAGCUAUGGAGACAAUUUUGCUCAAACAUUCCUCGCAGGACAUUAUACAUUCAAUGCGGAUGAAAUAGAAACGUUUUACGACGCAGCCUUUACGUCACAAGGUACUUCGAGGAUUAGCUAGGGUCACUAUAUCUUAUAUACAAUUUUUCCAGGAAUUUUAAAAAAUAAUAAGUAUAAUCUAGCCAUUUUAUAAUUAAAAAGUUGCUCAGCAGGGAUUGAUCAAAACACUCAUUUCAAAAACAAAUUUUCAACGUAAUACCGUAAAAUUUCGAAAAUAAGCCUCUCCAUGUAUAAGCCCCUCCAAAUAUAAGCCCCCAAACCGGUAACGCAAAAUCGCCCCUACAAAUAUAAGCCCCCCGGGGGCUUGCACUUGAAAAACUGCCCUCAGAUACAAAGUAGAACAAAGCAAAAACGGUAACUUUACUUCCAACUAUAAGGCUAGCCCAAUCAAUUUUGAAACGCAAAUUUCCCUUCGUAGAAAAGCCCCUCCGAAAAAGGGCCUUUGAAAUAGGCAUUGCUUUCAUGUCAAAAACGCCUAAAAAAUUGGGUUAUCGUUCUUGCUUGGGACGCGUAAAACCAACUAAAAGCCGUUAAUACACCCUAGUAAGUGUUUCUGACAUCCGUCAUGCCAGGCAUUAAACCUCGAUAUAACUGCCUGAUAACGAAGGGCGAAGGGACUGGCAAAAUUUGUUCGCUGUAAAGAGGUUUCGUUAUACAUCAAGGUUCUUUUUAAUAAAGGUUAUUCUCAGAUAUUUUGAAACGAUUUGGGACAAAAUCUCUUAUUCUCAGUAGCUGUUCAUUUUAAUGUUACGCGUAUUUUAUGAUAAUUUUAUUCAUAUAUUUAAACUGCAGGAGAGAUAUUUAACAAGAUAACCGUCUCGUUUCCUAACUUCAAAAUUUGCUAAAUGAAUUGCUGUUUUUGUAGAAUUAAACUUUAGGGGUUCACAAUGAAAGUCUACUCUGUGUCAAUUCAAGCGCCAUAAAAUCGCGUUUGUGACUUAAAAUUUAUUUGGUUGGUUAAUUUGAGGAUAAUCCUGUUAGUCAACAAUGCUGACUAUUGUGGGCGAAUUACGUUUUACACUUUGUGUCUUCGCUUUGUGCUCUACAUUUUGCGCCUACUAAAAAUGACUGUUGUUUAUGAUAUAAAUCUCGGAUUUUAUGCCUGCUUUUGUGUUUGUUAUUUUCCAGAUCCCUGCAUUGUAACAAUUUACUCAAAUCCUUUUAUUGAGAGGGUGGUAGUUCCACAUCCAGUGGCAUGCUUUACAGGUGCUGACAAUCUCGAGGAGGAACUCGGUGAUUUUGCAGAAGAGAUAAACUCAAAAACUGACGCUUACGAUGUAGUGGAAAAGUGCGCUGAGUUGGCUCAUGGCAAACAUUACAAGAUGUUCGCGUUGGGGAACAAUAGUUUGUGCCUAUCUGGAGCAGACACUCAAAACAGAUACUACAUCAAUGGUACGAAAGACGCGGAGUGUGAAGACGGUAUCGGCAAGGGAGAUAGUAUGUUCGUGUAUUCCUUAGGUCAGUGCUAAGGGUUACUUUUACGUCAUUCACUUCAACCGUUCAAUCGAUGUUCUGCUAAAUAUAGAGGGUGGUUCUUGGGAGAGCUACAACUUGAAGUAUUAAAGAGACAGCUCAGCACCGAAAGCCUCGGAAAUUAAAACUAAGCGAGAGGAUAAUUACUUACAGUGUCCGCAGGCCAAAGAAGGUGCAAAUAGAAGUGGAAUUAGGAGUAAAAAAAUCGCUGCAAACCUUAGGGCUUUUUUAAAUUUUAAAUUUAUUUAUGAAGACAUGAGGGCUUAAGUCUGAACCGAAUAACGUCACGUCAGUUGCAGUUGAAAAAUCGGAUGAUGGCCGGGGGGAGGUUUCACACAGACUCGAAGGGCGUCCAAUUAGUUGCUGUCUGUUAUAUUACUGUCUCAGGAGUAGAUACAAUAUGACAAACCUACAGAGUUAGUGGAAGUCCUUGCGACAGCCAGACUCCAAGUGUAUGACAUAAUAACAAACAACACAACACAACAAAAAAAGGGGAAAAACUAGAGUAUGUUAAGACGUGCUAUCUAGGCUCUGUACUGUAAGAGGCUUAAGAUACAUUACCAAUAUAUAUCCAAUCACUGAUUCCGCCACUUGAAGGUACAAUCAAUGUGUUUCUACUCUUUCUGAAUUAAUCUCCUUCUUAAUUCCUUGCCAGAUCACUUGCCUGAUCUCACGCCAGUUGGAUGCUAUCAUGACAAAAAGAACGAUCGCGCCUUACCAGAUCACUAUGCUAACUUCCGAAAACCCCCUGAGAUAGACUUGACACAAUUAGAUGAGACAAUACACCAGUGCGGACAAGUGGCCUACAAUAAAGGUUACCACUACUUUGCUGUCCAGGAUUACGGAGAGUGUUACUCUGGAAAUAAUGCCUCGGCAACUUAUGCCAAACAUGGCGAGAGCGAAGACGGUUGUUAUUGGAUUGACAAAAACGGAGGAUUUGGAGUGGGAAAGGAGAACACUAAUUUUGUUUAUAGGAUAAACUAG